AUGAAUGUGUAUGUGGAUCAAAAUGGAGACAUAGCAGCAGACCUGAGGAUCUUUAGUAGGGUGGUUCUCCCUGAGGAGGUUCCCAUCAACCAGCAUUUGGAGGAUUUUGAAAGACAGAGACUUACAAUCAACCAAGAUGCUUUGUCACAGCUAAAGUUGCUGAACAAGGUGGAGAAAAUAUCAAUGUCUUUUCUCUUUUUUCCAAAAGACCCAUUUCAAGUGGUCUACACCUGGUCAGAAAAACCUUCACAGAGAAUUGAAUGUUUGGAAGAAGGAGAGCCAGUUUGCUGUUAUGACUGCGUUCCUUGUCCGGAGGGAACCAUCUCCACUCAGGAAGAUACUGACAAAUGCACCAAGUGCCCAGACAAUCAAUAUCCAAGCAAGAACCGAGUCCAAUGUAUCCCCAAAAGAAUAACCUUCCUGUCCUAUGAUGAACAUGUCAGCAUCAUCCUCAUCUCCUUUGCUCUAUUCUUAUUCCUAACCACAGGCUUUGUUUUAAUCAUAUUUCUUAAAUACCUAGAAACUCCCAUUGUCAAAGCCAACAACCGGGACCUCUCCUAUAUAAUCCUUAUAUCCCUCCUGCUAUGCUUCUUGUCCUCCUUUCUUUUCAUUGGACGACCAAGGAAAGCCACCUGUCUUCUCCGACAAACAGUGUUCAGCAUUGUCUUCUCAGUAGCUGUGUCUUCUGUGUUGGCCAAAACGAUCACAGUAGUGCUGGCAUUCCUAGCCUCAAAACCAGGGAAUAAGGUGAGAAGAUGGUUGGGGAAGAGUUUGGCCAACUCCAUCAUCCUUUUUUGUUCUGGUGUCCAGGUUCUCAUCUGUGCCAUGUGGCUCGGAGUGUUUCCCUCAUUUCCUGACUCUGAUCUGCACUCCCAGCCUGGAGAGAUCGUCCUUCAAUGCAAUGAAGGCUCUAUCAUCAUGUUUUAUGUUGUCCUUGGCUACAUGGGUUUCCUUGCUGCCAUUUGCUUCACGGUGGCUUUCCUGUCUAAGAACCUGCCUGGGUCUUUCAAUGAAGCCAAGCUUAUCACCUUCAGCAUGCUGGUCUUCUGCAAUGUCUGGGUCUCCUUCCUCCCCACCUACCUGAGCACUAAAGGAAAAUACGUAGUGGCUGUGCAGGUCUUCGCCAUCUUGGCCUCCAGUGCUGGACUGUUGGGCUGCAUCUUCUUCCCCAAAUGCUACAUUAUCAUCCUGAGACCAGAUCUAAACACUAAGGAACAUCUAAUGACAAAAGCAGGGGAAUGA
This is a messenger RNA of Crotalus tigris (Tiger rattlesnake), 1242 nucleotides long. RefSeq names its product vomeronasal type-2 receptor 26-like. The record is from RefSeq and is a predicted model, not a curated record. Gene Ontology annotation, molecular function: G protein-coupled receptor activity. Gene Ontology annotation, biological process: G protein-coupled receptor signaling pathway. The transcript is spliced from 3 exons. The coding region runs from base 1 to 1242 and encodes 413 amino acids. Gene Ontology annotation, cellular component: membrane. NCBI's taxonomy places the organism in Eukaryota, Metazoa, Chordata, Lepidosauria, Squamata, Viperidae.